This is a messenger RNA of Pangasianodon hypophthalmus (striped catfish), 2108 nucleotides long. RefSeq names its product bestrophin 4 (gene best4). Gene Ontology annotation, molecular function: chloride channel activity. The coding region runs from base 77 to 1501 and encodes 474 amino acids. The transcript is spliced from 10 exons. Lineage: Eukaryota; Metazoa; Chordata; Actinopteri; Siluriformes; Pangasiidae. The record is from RefSeq and is a predicted model, not a curated record.
GCUGCCAUCAGACGGAGGCUAUAAAGAUGAAGACGAGUGACGAGCUUCCUCUCACACGGAACACGCGGCGCUGAAGAUGACGGUGUCGUACACUCUGGAGGUGGCGAACGCUCGCUUCGCUGGAUUCACCAAACUUCUGCUCCGAUGGAGGGGCAGCAUUUACAAACUGCUCUAUAAAGAGUUCCUCGUCUUCUGCUUACUGUACGGCCUCUUCAGUGUCGUAUACAGGUGUGUAUUAAGUGAAGUUCAGCAGGAGCUUUUUGAGAGAGCUGCACGUCACUGUAAUAAAUUCGCUAAACUCAUUCCCAUGUCAUUUGUUCUCGGUUUUUACAUCUCAACGGCAUUCCAGCGUUGGUGGGGUCAGUACACCAGUUUUCCUCUUCCUGAUAAUCUGAUGAUGGUGGUUUCGGGGAACGUGCACGGUGUUGAUGAGCGCGGCCGGAUGAUGAGGCGUACGCUCAUGAGAUACGCGAACCUGUCGUCCGUCCUCAUCCUGCGCUCCAUCAGCACACGCGUACGCAAGCGCUUCCGCACACUCGAGGACAUCGUGGAGGCAGGGUUUAUGACUGAGGAGGAGUUAAAGGCUCUGAAUCAUCUGCACUCAGACUUUAAUAAAUACUGGAUGCCGCUGACGUGGUUCGCUAAUUUGGCAUCAAGAGCGAGAGAAGAGGGACGAGUGAAAGAUGACAUCGCUCUCAGACUGCUGAUGGAUGAGCUGAAUAAUUACAGAGGGAAAUGCAGUAUGCUCUUCCACUAUGACUGGAUCAGCAUCCCGCUCGUCUACACUCAGGUGGUUACGAUAGCCGUGUACUCUUUCUUUGCUUUCUGUCUGAUCGGACGGCAGUUUGUGAGGCCUGAGAAAGUGGACGAGCACAAAGUCCACGUGGAUCUGUACGUCCCCGUCUUCACACUGCUCGAGUUCUUCUUCUACGCCGGCUGGCUGAAGGUCGGGGAAUUGAUCAUCAACCCGUUUGGUGAGGACGAUGAUGAUUUUGAAACAAAUCAGCUGAUUGAUCGAAACAUUCAGGUGUCGAUGCUCGCUGUGGACGACAUGCACCAAAACCUUCCUCCUCUCCAGAAGGACAAAUACUGGACGGAUAAAGCUCUGAGCCGUGCGUUCACUCCAGCGCGGCCCGUCUUCAUGGGCUCUACAUACGACAUGAGGGUGACUGAUGAGGACGUGGAGGACGUCAUGGCUGAUUAUCCGAUGCUCCCGGUCAGCGUUUGGCCUCCGGCUGCACGGAAACAGAAGAUAAGCCGAGGAGCGAAGCGACUCUGCUGCUGUAGUAAACACGCAGCAUCUGAUCAGAACACACACGAAAAAGAAGCCGAGAGAAUCGACAUGAUACCGGAUAAGACACACAGUCCAGCGCAGUGUGAGGACACGGUGCAGACGCAGACGCAGACGCAGGAGCAGGAGCAGACGCAGACGCAGUGUGUGCUGGCUUUAGAGCAGUCUGAUGAAGACCAGCACACAGAUCAUCACAGUUCAGAUCACUGAGAGACGAGACGCCGUGAUCACCUCAGAUAAACACCUGACCGUCUCUCGAACAGGAGAAGUUUAACCAGCGUAUCGCACUCACACCGCUCCGUAACGUAAAACAAUUCCUCAGUGUUUAUCUCUGUACUGGAUAAACCAUGGAUUUUUUUUUAUACACAGUCCACAAUGAAGUUAAAUGAAGUUGUGUCUUGGAAGAAAUCAUGUCACAGUCAUGCAACUUGUUAUAAAAAACGUGUUAAUCAUAGAAGUAGAUUAAGAGGCUUUAAUAAACUGGAUUAAAUCCACAUCUGGAUUUCUGUAAAGCUGCUUUGUGACAGUGUGUAAAAUCUGUAAUGUCUAUAAUGACUAAAUCACAAUCUGAGUCAGGGAUAGAAACGGCCUUAGAUCUAGAUUUAAAUAUGAAAACUUGCAAAUAUUAUAUGAUGAAGGUUUAAAUGAAACCUUUAAAGAGACCUCAGUUUAAUGUCGUUUCUCAGAGGAGAGAUUAUUCAGAUUAUCCGUCAGUGUAGAACAUUGAGCUCCACAAUCCAUAAAUAAAUUCUCACACAUUACUGAUGCUUUACAGGAUUUACACAUCAUUACUUUUUAAAAUUGCAUAAAAUAAAUA